Messenger RNA from Neltuma alba, 838 nucleotides. RefSeq lists its product as uncharacterized. The transcript is spliced from 3 exons. Bases 203 to 538 code for a protein of 111 amino acids. Lineage: Eukaryota; Viridiplantae; Streptophyta; Magnoliopsida; Fabales; Fabaceae. The record is from RefSeq and is a predicted model, not a curated record.
CCUAGGACUCCAAUAUCUCAUGGACCUUGAUGCUCAAUAGUUGUAAUGCCUUCUCCGGCAUCCUCCCGUCGUCGUCGUAAUCCUUGGCUUUAGCAUCGCCUUGUUUCUCCUCCGUCGGUGUUGGGAUCUCCUUCUUCGACCUUCGGCUCCGCUCUGCUGAGAAGAAACAGGAAGUAGAUAGUGAAUAUUGAUAUAAGGGCAAAUGGGUUCAGAAGCAUCCUUCCAAACAGCUAAGAUUUAUCGCCACCUUCUGAAGGCUGUACAGAAACACAUUGGCAAGGAAGAUAGCAAGACGCAUUUCCGGGAAUUCAUAACAUCUGAGUUUCGCAGAAACAGCUGUCUUUCUGAUGGUGCGGCUGUCCAACAGAAAAUCAAGCUUGCUCGGGACUAUACUUUCCUGCUUAAUAGUGUGCACCAUCACAAGGAUCUCUUGUUCUCUUACAAUAUUGCUGUGGACAGGAAUGAUGAAAUGAGAAGGGUCAUUGGAAAAUCUGCUGCUAGCGUGGGUCUUCGUCUUCCUGAGGCUUAUCAGCCAUAAUGAUUUGCGUGAAUGGACAACAUAUGCCUUUUGCUCUACUGGAGACCUAGCAGGCAAGAGUGUUGUUCAAUCAUCUCUCUCUCUCUCUCUCUCUCUUCCCUGUCACCACUUUCAUUUAUACUCGUUAUGAUUUUAUAUGAACAAUAAAAUAAAUGUAACAUUAAUUGGACAGGGUGAUGAGGAAUGAACUCCUUGCGUCAAUUGUGAUUUAUCUUGAAUCAUUUCUAGUUGUAUUUUGGUUCAAAGUAAAUGGAGUAUGAGAACGGUUAAUCGGUUAUUGAGGAAUGGGUUUUCUAUUUC